Rhizoctonia solani is the source of this 438-nucleotide messenger RNA. RefSeq lists its product as uncharacterized. The record is from RefSeq and is a predicted model, not a curated record. The coding region runs from base 1 to 438 and encodes 145 amino acids. The transcript has 5 exons. Lineage: Eukaryota; Fungi; Basidiomycota; Agaricomycetes; Cantharellales; Ceratobasidiaceae.
AUGUCUUUCGGACCCGGAACCUACUAUCUCGUUAAUGUCAAGACCGCCAGGCACGAAGACUUGAAUAGUCUCAGCCAAGAGUCGCCAGUGGCCGCACUCGAUCUUUCUGGAGGUGACCAACGAACCAUCUUAGCUUUCCCUCUCCAUCGCGGUGAUAACCAAAAGAAACGUCGGGUACGGCAAGUUUAUCACUUCCCUGACGAUGCCAAUGAUGGCAAGCAAGUCAUCGCUACCGAUGGCCCUCGCGAAUGGGAGGUUCGCGUCGGUCACGAAGGUGUAAACCAGAAGGAUGAACGCGAGUCUAUCCGCAUCUUCCACCCUGGUACUGACAAGAACAUUGAUCUCAAGGAUCAUGGCGACACCACUGCUGGAAACAUCAUCCAACUAUGGAGCCAGACUCCUGGCCAAGGCCAGGCAUGGUACGCCAUCCCGGCCUAA